AUGCCAAAUAAGACAUCUAUCACAGAAUUUAUUCUUCUGGGACUUACAGAUGACCCAGAGUUACAAAUUGUGAUAUUUUCUUUUUUGCUGGUAACAUACCUACUGAGUGUUAGUGGAAACAUGACCAUCAUUACAUUGACUCUGUCAAAUGUUCACUUGAAAACUCCCAUGUAUUUCUUUCUCAGGAAUUUCUCUUUCUUGGAAAUCUCUUUUACAACAGUCUGCAUUCCGAGAUUUCUGAUCAGCAUUGCUACAGGGAACACAGCUAUUUCCUACAAUGCUUGCAUGGCCCAAGUGUUUUUUUUGAUCCUUCUGGGAGCAACAGAAUUUUUUCUACUGGCUGCAAUGUCCUAUGAUCGUUAUGUGGCCAUCUGCAAACCUCUGCACUACACAACUAUCAUUAGCAACAAAGUCUGCAAUCAACUUGUAAUUGCCUCCUGGUCAGCUGGUUUCCUCAUCGUUUUCCCCCCAGUGAUCAUGGGCCUUCAACUGGAAUUCUGUCACUUCACCUGUGACUCUUCUCCCAUGCUGCAGAUUGCACUGCACUUCACCUGUGACUCUUCUCCCAUGCUGCAGAUUGCUUGCACAGAUACAAAGGUUUUAGAGCUGAUGGCAUUUUUCUUAGCAGUAUUUACUCUCAUAGUAACUUUGGCCUUGGUGAUUCUCUCCUACACACUCAUCCUUAGAACAAUUCUGAAGAUACCCUCUGCACAGCAAAGGAAAAAGGCCUUUUCCACUUGUUCCUCCCACAUGAUUGUGGUUUCCAUUUCAUAUGGAAGCUGCAUUUUUAUGUAUGUAAAAACAUCUGCUAAAGAAGGUGUGGCACUAAGUAAAGGGGUGGCUGUGCUCAACACCUCUGUAGCUCCCAUGCUGAAUCCCUUCAUUUACACCCUAAGGAACCAGCAGGUCAAGCAGGCAUUCAAGGACCUCACCAAAAAAUUACUACCUUCAAAGGAGGGCUGA
This is a messenger RNA of Peromyscus maniculatus bairdii (prairie deer mouse), 963 nucleotides long. RefSeq names its product olfactory receptor 6C65-like. The record is from RefSeq and is a predicted model, not a curated record. Gene Ontology annotation, biological process: G protein-coupled receptor signaling pathway. Gene Ontology annotation, cellular component: membrane. Lineage: Eukaryota; Metazoa; Chordata; Mammalia; Rodentia; Cricetidae. Gene Ontology annotation, molecular function: olfactory receptor activity; G protein-coupled receptor activity.